This is a messenger RNA of Sorex fumeus (smoky shrew), 2154 nucleotides long. RefSeq names its product zinc finger DHHC-type palmitoyltransferase 14 (gene ZDHHC14). Gene Ontology annotation, molecular function: protein-cysteine S-palmitoyltransferase activity. Gene Ontology annotation, biological process: protein targeting to membrane; peptidyl-L-cysteine S-palmitoylation. The record is from RefSeq and is a predicted model, not a curated record. Bases 119 to 1585 code for a protein of 488 amino acids. Lineage: Eukaryota; Metazoa; Chordata; Mammalia; Eulipotyphla; Soricidae. The transcript has 9 exons. Gene Ontology annotation, cellular component: Golgi apparatus; endoplasmic reticulum.
UCCCCCCUCCCCACCCCACCGGCGAUGACAGCCGGCGGCCCCGGAGCGUGAGCCCGGGGGGCUCCCCCGGGCAAAGUUGUGGGCGGGGGCGCUUGCCCCCCGCCGGCGGCGCGCGCCCAUGCCUCAGAGCGGCGGCGGGCCCCUGCAGGACUGCGAGUACAGUCAGAUCAGCACGCACAGCUCCUCCCCCAUGGAGUCGCCCCGCCAGAAGAAGAGGACCGCGGCCCGGAGGAAAUGGGAGGUCUUCCCCGGGAGGAACAAGUUCUUCUGCAACGGGCGCAUCAUGAUGGCCCGGCAGACGGGCGUCUUCUACCUGACGCUCGUGCUCAUCCUCGUCACCAGCGGGCUCUUCUUCGCCUUCGACUGCCCAUACCUCGCGGUGAAGAUCACCCCGGCCAUCCCCGUGGUGGGCGGCAUCCUGUUCUUCUUCGUCAUGGGGACCCUGCUCCGCACCAGCUUCAGUGACCCCGGGGUCCUGCCACGAGCCACGCCCGAUGAAGCUGCCGACCUGGAACGGCAAAUAGAUGUCGCAAAUGGCACCAGUUCAGGGGGGUACCGCCCGCCCCCCAGAACCAAAGAAGUCAUCAUCAACGGCCAGACCGUGAAACUCAAAUACUGUUUCACCUGCAAGAUUUUCCGGCCCCCUCGUGCCUCUCACUGUAGCCUUUGUGAUAACUGCGUAGAACGGUUUGAUCACCACUGUCCCUGGGUAGGCAACUGUGUGGGGAAAAGGAACUACAGAUUUUUUUAUAUGUUUAUUUUAUCUCUGUCUUUUCUGACAGUCUUUAUAUUCGCGUUCGUUAUCACCCACGUCAUCCUUCGCUCUCAGCAAACCGGGUUCCUGACGGCGCUGAAGGACAGUCCUGCCAGCGUGCUGGAGGCCGUCGUGUGUUUCUUCUCCGUGUGGUCCAUCGUGGGGCUGUCGGGCUUCCACACCUACCUGAUCAGCUCCAACCAGACCACCAACGAGGACAUCAAAGGCUCCUGGUCAAAUAAACGAGGGAAAGAGAACUACAACCCCUACAGCUACGGGAACAUCUUCACCAACUGCUGCGUGGCCCUGUGUGGGCCCGUCUCUCCCAGCCUCAUCGACCGAAGAGGGUACAUCCAGCCCGACACACCACAGCCGGCCGCGCCGUCCAACGGGAUGCUGGCCUACGGGGCCACCCAGUCGCAGAGUGACAUGUGUGACCAAGACCAGUGCAUUCAGAGCACCAAAUUCAUGUUGCAGGCAGCGGCCACCCCCCUGCUGCAGAGCGAGCCCAGUCUGUCCAGUGAUGAGCUGCACCUGUCGUCGGGGAAGCCGGGCCUGGGCACGCCAUGCACCAGCCUAACACUGGGCCCGCCCACGCCACCCUCCUCCAUGCCCAGCCUCAGCGCAGAUGCCGUGCUGGCGGACUUGCUGCCACUGCAGAAAGAGCCGCUGAGCCACCUCCUGACGCCCGACGAGGUGCCGUCACCAUCGCGGCUGCUGGGGGGCAGCCCCCUGGCACAUAGCCACACGCUGCACGGGCUGGGCCCGGCCGGCCAGGACUCCCUGCAUGAGGACUCGGUGCGCGGGUUGGUGAAGCUCAGCUCCGUGUGACGGCGACAACAGACAGCCCGGCGCUGGCCUCGGGGACAUCCCGGACCACCCCGCGAGGGCUAGAGCUGCAGGAUUGAGCCGUGGGCUCGCCAGAGUCUCCCCGCCCUGAGCACUUGGGCCGUGCAGAUUUCUGGGCUGUUUGGAAGAGGAAGGAUGGGCUGGGCUGCUGGGCCUGGGGACAGUGGACACGGGCCUGCUGGCUAGGACACUGACUGCACCGGUAUUAACUGGCUGCCUGCUAAAUGAUGCCCAGAACAGACCUGCUGACCCCUCUCAGCUGACGCCCCAGUAGCAGUGCCUAGGCCGGGUGGGGGUCUGGGCCGCGCCCACCCCUGGCCUUUGUGCAGAUCCCAGGAAGCUCUGCUUCUCUCUCUCCGGGUGUCUUCCUGUGUUCCUGGCUUGGAUUUCGUGACUUUUCCAGCACUGAUUCCUGGUGGGAGGGCAGUGCCCUGCCUGGCCCUGGCGUCCAGCGCACUGACCCUGGGGCUGCUAGCUCUGUCCCACCGGUUGGGUCUCUGAGGAGCUGUGCAGAGCCUCCCUGGCCUCCUCCUUCUCUCCUGGCUCCUGGG